Molecule: messenger RNA, 210 nt
Organism: Babjeviella inositovora NRRL Y-12698
Lineage: Eukaryota; Fungi; Ascomycota; Pichiomycetes; Serinales
Exons: 2
Coding region: 1-210 (69 amino acids)
Cellular component (GO): endoplasmic reticulum
Source: RefSeq, a predicted model, not a curated record
AUGGUAUGUAUUCGGUCAAGACCCCACGCCCAACAAACUCCAAAGCAAAGAGCCGCCAACGUCAAGUUCGCCAAGAAGAUCGAAAAGAACAUGGGCAAGCCGAAACAAGUGAAGGCCCAGGAGUUCCCUCUUUCUAAGACCUGGAUCGCCAUCUUGGCGUUCUUGAUUGCAGGCGGUGCCGUCUUGGAAAUCUUGCGCCUUUUCUUCUAG